Lentinula edodes (shiitake mushroom) is the source of this 627-nucleotide messenger RNA. RefSeq lists its product as uncharacterized. The record is from RefSeq and is a predicted model, not a curated record. Lineage: Eukaryota; Fungi; Basidiomycota; Agaricomycetes; Agaricales; Omphalotaceae. The transcript has a single exon. The coding region runs from base 1 to 627 and encodes 208 amino acids.
AUGGCUUCCCGAACAUCUUUUUUUCUGAACCUGUCGUCUACUUUGCUGGGAGCACCUCGGGCCUCAAAUAACGGAUUCACUAAAGUUUUCGGGCUUCUUGUUUCUCGAUACAGCACCCGUCUGGCUUCCCAGGCCGUAUUCGGCGUAGCCUGCGUCUGUUUUAGCGUCCCACUUUUCACAAAUUUGUACCUCGCUCUUCGCGUCUUAUGGAUCCAGCGCAAGAUCAACCAUUUGAAUCAGCUGGUAGAUUAUAGGACCUCAAUGCAUGAGGCGAAUAAACGGAAGCUGGAGAGAAUCCUAGAGGUGAAAGAAGACACAAGGAAGGAUAUGGAGAAGUGGAUGGAGGGUCAAGAGGAUCUUGAAAAGACCUUAGUCUUCAUUAUCUUUGAUAGAGAACUUCCACAAUGCUCUGUCGACAAUGACGUCGAUUUCGAUCCUACCUCAGUCCGGCACGAGCAGGAUGAGGAGCUUUUGAGAACUUGUGCUGCACUCAAUGAAUAUCGGACAAAGAUAGAGGAGAAGAUUAAUUGGGCGGAAGUGGCAUCAAAGGAAUUAAACCGUUCAACUGAUGAAGAGGAGAAGGAGAUGAAGCGUAUGCAGGGAGAAUUGUUCCGUCUUUUGGCAUAA